CGCGUUUCAUCUUUCUCUCUCUUUCCUUUUCUUCCUUUUCUCUCUUUCUCUCUUUCUCUCUAGUCCAUUGAACCCCCUUGACAUAGAGAAUGAACAUGACAGGCGACAUUGAAACGCAAAACGAAAAGAUUCUAUUUUUGAACUUUAACCAAGACUUUAGUUGUGUGUCUGUGGGCACUGAAAAGGGUUACAGAAUGUACAACUGUGAUCCCUUUGGCAAAUGCUAUUCCAAAUCGGACCGAGGUGCCAGUAUCGUUGAAAUGCUUUUUUGUACGUCGCUGGUGGCACUCGUAGGUGUAGAAGGCCAAGAAGGAUUUACAUCGAGACAGUUACAAAUCAUCAAUACCAAGAGACAAUCGACCAUCUGCGAACUUACGUUUCCAACAACUGUCUUGGCUGUCAAAAUGAACCGGCGGAGGCUGAUAGUCGUGCUUGAAGAACAGAUCUUCCUGUACGACAUUAGCAACAUGAAACUACUUCAUACCAUCGACACCAGACCCAAUCCAACAGCUAUCUGUGCCUUGUCACCAUCGAGCGACAAUUGCUAUAUUGCUUAUCCAUCGCGAUCCUCUUCCACUUCUCCUUUCGCACCCGCAACAUCGCCUACUACCGCAAGUUCUUCUUCCGGAUACGUGUCAGGUGACGUGGAGAUUUUCGAUGCCCUGAGUAUUCAGCUGGUCAACAUUGUCCAAGCCCACAAGACACCGAUCAGUUGCAUCACCAUGAAUUCGGAAGGUACUUUGCUUGCUACUGCAAGUGAAAAGGGAACCGUGAUUCGCGUGUUUUCGGUUCCUGAUGCAAGCAAAGUAUAUCAAUUCAGACGUGGAUCUUACCCAGCAAAGAUCUAUUCCAUGUCAUUCAAUCUCGUCAGCUCGUUACUGUGCGUUUCGAGCGAUACCGAGACGGUCCAUAUUUUCAAGGUUGCGACUGUAGGCGAGAAUGGCAAUAAUGGAUAUGAUCAUGGAUCCAUGAUGGAGAAUCAUGAUGGUUAUGGCAAUGAGGAUGCUGGAACCAGAGGACGUAGUGGAAGUGUAGGCCAAAUGUUACGGCGUUCAUCGCAGCAUCUGGGACGAAACAUUGGAUCGUACUUGCCAGGAAUGAUUACAGAAAUGUGGGAGCCGUCACGAGACUUUGCGUCGCUCAAGUUGCCUAGUGCUGGUGUUCAGAGUUUAGUUGCCUUGAGCAGCACUACGCCUCAAGUCAUGGUCAUUACUUCAGAAGGCUUCUUUUAUCAGUACAAUAUCGAUCUCGAGAACGGUGGCGAAUGCGUACUUUUGAAGCAAAACAGCUUACUAGGAUCAGGCGAUGACUUGAACGGUAAAUUGGGUGCAUAAGAUACCUUCCUUCCUUCCUUCCUUCCUUCCUUCCUUACUCACUCAUACACACGCAUCCAUCGUAAAUAAUUGCACACAUGUACUACGUUUACUCUCUCUUCAACACUUGUUUCAAAUACCCUUAUUAUACACACAGCAACAUGUCCAAGAAACGCGGGAAUGGCCCUCCCCCACCCCCUCUCCUCUGCUUACAGCUCUUUGUGUUCAAUCUAUCCAUCUCGCUCACUUGAAAUGUAUGGUUUUCUUGAAAGCUAUGUUUUGAAAUGCACA
Molecule: messenger RNA, 1604 nt
Organism: Zychaea mexicana
Lineage: Eukaryota; Fungi; Mucoromycota; Mucoromycetes; Mucorales; Lichtheimiaceae
Product: WD40-repeat-containing domain protein
Exons: 7
Coding region: 90-1334 (414 amino acids)
Biological process (GO): autophagy of mitochondrion; nucleophagy; protein localization to phagophore assembly site
Cellular component (GO): extrinsic component of membrane; cytosol; phagophore assembly site membrane
Molecular function (GO): phosphatidylinositol-3-phosphate binding; phosphatidylinositol-3,5-bisphosphate binding; protein binding
Source: RefSeq, a predicted model, not a curated record